Messenger RNA from Chionomys nivalis (European snow vole), 252 nucleotides. It is a transcript of the gene Pde6h, whose product is annotated as phosphodiesterase 6H. The transcript has 3 exons. Gene Ontology annotation, cellular component: photoreceptor outer segment membrane. Gene Ontology annotation, molecular function: 3',5'-cyclic-nucleotide phosphodiesterase activity; cGMP binding. The coding region runs from base 1 to 252 and encodes 83 amino acids. Gene Ontology annotation, biological process: positive regulation of G protein-coupled receptor signaling pathway; visual perception; positive regulation of epidermal growth factor receptor signaling pathway. NCBI's taxonomy places the organism in Eukaryota, Metazoa, Chordata, Mammalia, Rodentia, Cricetidae. The record is from RefSeq and is a predicted model, not a curated record.
AUGGCUGACGCCACUACUCUGGGUCCUCCAGCACCAAGCCAGGGUCCUAUUACCCCACGCAAAGGUCCCCCCAAGUUCAAACAGAGACAGACCCGCCAGUUCAAGAGCAAGCCUCCUAAGAAAGGCGUGAAAGGGUUUGGAGAUGACAUCCCAGGCAUGGAGGGGCUAGGAACAGACAUCACAGUGAUCUGUCCCUGGGAAGCAUUCAGCCACCUGGAACUGCAUGAGCUCGCUCAGUUCGGGAUUAUAUGA